Molecule: messenger RNA, 276 nt
Organism: Paraphaeosphaeria sporulosa
Lineage: Eukaryota; Fungi; Ascomycota; Dothideomycetes; Pleosporales; Didymosphaeriaceae
Exons: 2
Coding region: 1-276 (91 amino acids)
Source: RefSeq, a predicted model, not a curated record
AUGUCCGGCCCCCUCGCCAACGUCGACGUCUCCAAGCUGUCCGACCGCGACAAGCAGGAGCUGCAGCAAUUUGUCGUCAACGAGAGCCAGAAGGCCAGGAUCCAGUCAUCUAUCCACAGUCUGACCGACGUCUGCUUCAAGAAAUGCAUCCCCGCCGGCGGCGUCAAGAACGGGAAACUGGACAAAUACGAGGAGCCGUGUGUGCGGCAGUGCGUGGAUCGGUUCUUGGAUGCGAAUUUGGUGGUGUUGAGGGAGCUGGAGAGGUUGAGGGGGUAG